Messenger RNA from Orbilia oligospora ATCC 24927, 786 nucleotides. RefSeq lists its product as uncharacterized. The transcript has 2 exons. Bases 1 to 786 code for a protein of 261 amino acids. NCBI's taxonomy places the organism in Eukaryota, Fungi, Ascomycota, Orbiliomycetes, Orbiliales, Orbiliaceae. The record is from RefSeq and is a predicted model, not a curated record.
AUGAACAUCGAUCCUAACAACAAUAGAGAAGGAAACUCCACCAACCCCAAACCAGAAAACCCCCCUCCUAAAACCCUCGAAGAAUUGCAAAUGCAAUUGGAAUUCUUGCAAAAGAAAUACGACCAAGACAUCGAAGAAACCACCACCAAAAUCUCUAUCAUGGAUUCGGAAAGAGUAAAGAUAGAAAAAGAGCGUAACAAACUCCAAAAACAACUUAACAGCAUAAAACCACCACGAAUUAGCGACCCAACUAAGUUCAACGGAACGCCUGGAAAACUUGAUCACUUUCUCCAGCAGCUCGACACCCAUUUCCAACUCCAAACCGAACGAUUCCCUGAUGAUAAAACCAAAAUCCUCUUCGCAGGAAUGUACCUUGAAGGUACUAUCCUACAAACUUACAUUACUUACCAACAACAUUGUUCCAAACCCAUUGAGGAGCAAGAAGAACAUGUUGUCAAAGUUAUGACCAACUACGAUGCCUUCACCAAAUUCCUUAAACAGCAGUGUAAAGAAGACGACAAGGACGACAGUAAUCUUUACUACCGAGCAAGAGAAAAACUCAAGACUAAGCUCCAACAGUAUGUCUACAUUCAGGAGAAGGAACGGAAAGAUAAAAACCUCCCUGAUAUGACUCGCAUAGAAAUGCAACAACAUACUAUCGAAAUUGACGAUAUCAAUUUCAAAACUCGCACCAACCAAUCCUCCUAUAACAAUAAAAAGAAGAACAAUAACAACUCCAACAACUUUGGAGGCAAGAAAAAUAAAAAGGAUAACAACGGACAAUAG